Messenger RNA from Funneliformis mosseae, 322 nucleotides. The record is from the annotation of a GenBank genome assembly. Lineage: Eukaryota; Fungi; Glomeromycota; Glomeromycetes; Glomerales; Glomeraceae.
AUGUCAACAAAUGAGUCCGAACGAAAUAUUAAUCCGGACGUGAUCCUUAAAUUUGAUAAAGAUAAAAAUAGAGAACCUAUUAAAGGAGAGAGAAAUGUUUUGGUCACUAGUGCAUUACCUUACGUUAAUAAUAUUCCUCAUUUAGGAAAUAUUAUUGGUAGUGUGUUGAGCGCGGACGUGUUCGCCAGAUAUUCUCGUGCACGAAGAUAUAAUACACUUUUUAUAUGUGGUACAGAUGAAUAUGGUACAGCAACCGAAACAAAAGCUCUUGAAGAAGGAAUUACUUGUCAAGAACUUUGCGAUAAAUACCAUGCCAUCCAUA